UGGACCAAUACGGAGCAGUGAAUUUCACCUGAGACGCUCAAGAUAGCGCGGUUUAAGUGACAGCAAACAGAGAUUAUGAAUAUUGCACGCGUUGAAUAGAUAGUGCUUGAUACGCCAUUUGGUUUUCAAAGUUUAUGCUUUAAAUGAGUUUAUAUAACGAGUUUGUGAAGAAAUGUUUGGGUUGGAUAACUGUGUGGUGAAAUAUUUUUUUAUGGUAAACAGUGGACAAACGCACGCUGUUAUUUUGUGCGCUUUGAAUACGUUGCAACAUGUACACAGAUAUCAGUUAAAUAUUGUAAAACAUAGUUGAAUAAGAUACAGUGUUGGACGAUAGGUUUGGAUUUAAGACAUUUGAUAUGAUAACUGCUAUCUGUCAGUAAACUGUCAGUUUUGGUCGCCUUAAAUUACUGUUUACAUUCGUAUUAACACCAGGUAAUAACUUAACAAUUAUGUACUAGUAUCUUGCGAUAUAUUUGAUAGUCGAGCAAGUUUGACCUAGACAUAAAAUAUGUAAGGUGAAGAAAAUCAGUGUCGCCAACAGUUCUCGUUGAACUUUUCGGAUACGCAUACAUUUCGGACAUUGAACUGUGUCGGGAUCUUGACAUACCCCUAUGCCAAGUUGUUCAGACCGCUACUUCGGGAUCAUGUGACUGUAUAAAGAUAUGUGUCCCUGCUACGUGGGAUAGUAUGUAAGCUAGCUCGUCCUCCAUGGAGCCAUUCACACCGGGUUUAUCUACAUAUGAUCAAAGAUUAACCAAGUAAAGCUAUUUGCCACCAGGAAGGUAACCAUGGUUACAGUUACGCGAUGUUUGCUGCUUCUGGUUGCCAUGGUAAUCAGAUGCCAUGGAGACGAACCGGUCUCGCACCUGAUACUGCUUGACGACCUGCCGCCAUCCCUGUCUGGCUCUAAGAUUCCGCAACUAGAGAUUCGAACGAAUUUUAGCGGGGAGUUAGAGUUUCGCGAGGCGGACGAGUUCAAGGUGCUCCUCAACAUAUCCGCCCCAUCCAUUCAGGGGGUGUAUGCGGUCGCCGCGCAGGUUGUGCAUAACAAUGGCAAACUGCUGGUUCAAGUCUACGAAAAGCCGUCGGUGUACACGCCGUAUACCCUUCAAUGGAUCUUCGUGGGGGUGGGGAGUCUAGGGGGCGUGGUCUUCCUGGCCGCCAUUAUCUACGUCACGUGGUGGAACCAGACGGGGCAGUAUAAAAAACUUAUAAAGGAAAGAGCAAUGAUGGAGGCCCGUAAUAUGUCCCCGAACAGCGAGCACGGUGUAGCCCUGGGGUUGCUAGGCAACAACUGCGACGAUGACGUCGACGGAGAUGAGGACAGCGGCAGGAGGAACACAACACGCGUCGGUGUCGGCAAGCCAGAGACAAUCAUGGAAGAGUCCGAGGAGUCCGCCGACGACGACAGAACGCACGUUAAAUACAAACAGACUGAUGUCAAGAAAAUACAGCGGGCGUUGUCGCUAAGAGAGCGCGUAGACCGGACCUCCACUGGCAACUUUUUCCAGUCCGAGGACGAUCUCUCUCCCGACGAGCGCAUCGCCGGCGCCGACGGGAACUAUACGCCGCUGGACGAAAUUGACGACGUCUUGAAUCACGACCACGUCAUGCUUAACUCCCGGAGCGUUGCGAAACUCCCCAACCCGCGCGGAAAUCUGGACUUUAAUAUUCACUCGAGCAGGUCGGACGGGGAUUUACUUGCGCACCCGAAAAAAGUUUCGGAGAGGGAGAAGGUAAUUCCAGUACAAGCGGAGAAAAAAAUGUUGGUGGUUCUGCCGCCCAAGGUUAAGAAAUCUCAGAGUAGACAGAUACCUAUACCGCAACGCGCGGAGCCAAAUAUUUAUCAGAGAGGUCUGAAUCUAAGGCCGCCGGGAGCGGUGAACGACCUGAGCUCGUCCCCCGCGCGCGCCUCCAAGACGCAUGCUCAGGUGCACACUCCGGAACAUCAUUACUCAAACAACAGCUUCGGUCAAUACAUUGAACUCAAGCCAACGGACUACAUGUCGCGGUCACGUGUCAGCCAGGAGUCCAAUGACGCCUACGACUUGUACACCUACCCUGCGGACAUCCCGCUGUCCACAUUCAAGGCCGCUAACACCAGUCCGAUGAAAGAAUCUCACUACCAGGUCCCAAGGACGAAGCCGAUACCCGUUGUCAACUCCAGCGGCUCCCCAACCCCCUUUGACUUCGAUAACCUGAGACCGAAAUUCUCCAGAUUUGAGGCAACGUCGCCUGGUGGAAAGUUCAGUAUGCUUAGUGAGGAUAUAGGAAGCGACUCCCCCUCCGGGAGUGAUGUCGACGAUGAUUAUGACCACAACAUCGUGCGUCUGGAGGACUCGGAUAUUGAGGAUCUGCCGCCGUCGCCGACGAAACCCGCCGACGGGGAGGCUCUGUCACAGGAUAGCAUGCCGCUUCCCAGUCCACCGGAUAUGAACAGCGAGUAUCUACCGUACGGGAGUAAAGAGAUGGGGCAGAUCUCGCAGCUGUCCCCCAGACAGAGUAUCGCCUUUGAUAACAAGGAAUACGGUACACUUAUUGCCAUAACCGGGUCCCCGUCCCCCGGCGGUCCGUUUUCCAAGCACAGCGUCAAUCGGUUUGUAUUUCCGCCGCCGGAUGCAAGCCUGAUCAAGAGGGAACUCGUCUACCCCAGCGCUGAGCACCCGGUUGAAGUAAGUUCUGGCCGCUCAAUGAAUCUGCUGUCACCACCGCCCGUGGGCAGCUUUAAGUCGCGAGAGCGGAAAUCAAACACUGGAAAGCGGGAGCGCAACACGAGCGGCAGUGUAGCCGGAAAUGGCGUCGACCAGGAGAGGGCAGCGGCUUGGGAGGCCCAGCGGGAGCGACGACUUAGCGGAAGCGACCGCGAGCGGAAGACCAGUGAGACAGAGAGGGAACGGAAAGCGAGCAUCGGCAAAAAGGGCGGAAAGCCCCCGAAACAUCUACACAUGAUGAUGCUGUCCGUAUUCUGCGUUCUGAGUAUAAUGUCCGGAGUAUAUUGUGCCUCGCUGACAGGGGAGACGACUGUGAAUAUAGUUGUGUUUGUGCCCAAGAGUUAUCCCUACAACAACUCGACGGUGAUCUGCGCGAAAGACAAGACCUUAAAGGUCAUCAAUGCAGAGAGCGUCAAUUGGUUUGUGUCAAACGAACCCAUUCUUCACAAGUUGAACUCCACCCUGUGUAACGGCGUGACCUGCAAACACACGUGUGACGAGAACACAGGGGAGUGCAUAUGUCGUCAUGGAUACCAGAAGAACGCGCGCGGGGACUGCAUAGACAUCAAUGAAUGCCACACGGGACAAAUGCAGUGCCCAAACCCCAAAUCGGGCUGCCUGAACUCGGAGGGCUCGUACGAGUGUCUGUGCUCCGAGAAAAGCAACCUGUACUGGUAUCAGGGGCAGUGCCUGGACUGCUCGGACCCAUGUCCUCAGGGGCUGUACGAGUAUCAGCCAUGUAACCAGGCGCAGGGACUUCCCCGGAUAUGCAGAAACUGUACUCAGUUUUGCGGAUCGAACUUCUACGUGAAGGAGCCCUGUACUGCACGUAAAGAUGCCGUCUGCUUGAUGUGCCAACCGAAAUGUAACGGAAGUCGCGAGUUCGAGUACAAACAAUGCAGCUCCAUGCAGAACAGAGAAUGUAAAGACAAAUCCAAUUUGCGGAUGCCGAGCGUCACCGGAAACGUGGUUCUGGACGACAGAGACACUUCCGGCGUCUCCCAGGACAAUCUAUACACGUCGUUCGCAUACAAUCCCGUAAAGAACAACCAACUCAGCUUUCUGCUAAAGAAAGGGGUGGCGGGUCUGGGAUCAGAGAUCUGGGUGGACAUUACGCUCCUGGACGCCCAGCCCGUGAUGAUGUUCCGACCCGUGGACCACUCCCGCGAGUUCACCCCCGGGGAGUUCCCGGGACCCGGGCCAAUCCUCAAGAAAUACUGCCCCUACCCCCUGCCUUAUCAGUAUGAGUACAAGUACAUCAAACAUAAUAACGUUUACUACAAAGGGGACACCAGUGACGGACUGAACACUCUGAAGCCGUGCGACAGCAAACCGGAGAGCUUCCCGAACGUGACCGAGGCCCGCCGCAACUCGAUAUUCUGUACGAAGCCCGGCAUCCUCAGUGACGCCUUCUAUGGGAUCAAUCCCGAGGACUACCGAACCACACAGUCAGUCUGGGAGGAGUACUCGGAGAGGUGCCGCCGACUGCACGAAAACUGCGAAUCGUGUUCCAAGAAUUGCUCCAAGCUACUUCCGCUGGACACCAGGCCGGAGUGCCGCGUCUCCGUCGCCGACGGCACGGGGGACUCUCCCCGACUCCCGGCCUGCUACUCGUGCUGUAUGAAGACCAGCUGUACCGACCCGUGCCGGACGUACCACAACCACCAAUGCCCGAUGGUCAGAUGCCAGGUCGGUAACCUGGUCCAGUUCCAGCUGGUUCCGGUGUACCAGAACGCGGACACGUACUACUGCCACGUGGAGCCAGCCACCGACCAUCGCAUCCUCACCCUCGAGUACAGCGUCAUCAUCGGCACCCAGGGGAAGAUAUUCCUUAAGAAGCGGCUCGACGUCCUCACUGACGGGGAGUGGGUGAAAAAAGGGCGACUUAGAAAAAGCGAUGCGAUCAUUUACGUGGAGCUCGAUUCCCUGAUUCGUGACCAGCCGAACCUCGUGACGGUACGUCAGGUCAGCCCAGACCGGGUAUUCGUGGACGUAGGUCACUACCGGGCCCAGGGCGUGGCCCUUAGCUCCAGCGUCAUCAGCGAGGACUCCGCGUUCAUUCGGCCCGUAAAACCGUUUGGAAUCAGUCAGAAACUUUUCGCCCAAAGGAACUGUGAGGAUACUGAUCUGGAUGGCAUCGUAGUCGGCAAGGACCUCCAAGAUCCGAACAAUGUUCUGCGUGACCUCGUGCCAAUCAAUCUCGGUAACGGGACGUUCCAGGUGUCCAACAAGACCUCGAGCACCGCCAUGGUGGGUAUCAACCCACACUCAUCCAUCCUCAAGGCGAUAUUCAAGCCGACGAAGGUCGAUGUGACGGCCAGUAUGACCAUGAACGGAACCCAUUGGAUCAUCACGAUAUUGGGGCGUGUGGAGAGCUGCCCAGGUGUGUUCAGCCUGAACGUGUCGGACUACAGCUACCUGGAGCACCCCUGGUACCAGUAUGACGUCGCCGUCCAGUGCCCCAACACGUUCAGCGUUAACGUUUCCGUGCCCAGCGGCGACCCCCGCUCCCUCUCUAAGGACGUGCAGGUCCUCGUGAGGGACGUAGAGGGCGUCAAGAUCCUCGUCGUCCACACCGUGGGUCUGCAAGAGGACUACUCUGCAUACACGAGUCAUACUGAGCCAUCAGAAAAGUCAGAACUUGAGAAACAAGUUGCCAAAGACAAAGAGAAGACACACCCAGCGCAUUUCUCCAUUCUGUUUAUUGCGGUUGUCGCUGGGGCAGUGGUCCUUCUCCUGUUUCUUUUGUGCUUCGGAGUUGCCUGGGAACAAGGAAUCCCUGCCGGCAAGUUUCAGCGGUUCCGAGUGCGCCACCUGGUGCUGCUGGUUAUAUACAUCACCUUCCAGUUCCUGUACGCGUUGAUGGUAACCAUGACCGUGUUCGUGCUCAUCGUGCAAGCGGUCAACAGAGAUACGACGACGUUCAUCCGCCAGUACAAUCAGCAGAGGUCAGUGACCAAUGCCCUGAGUCAUCUGGAGCUGGAUGCCAUGGAGACACAUCUAUGGGCGGAGCUUGGGCGGCAGAACGCGAAAACAAAGGAACAGAAACAGGCGUGCUAUUCAGUGAUUCAGACCGUCAUUCAGGACGUGGAAAAGCUUCGUCAGUCAAUAGAAACGAAGUCAAUCAACGCGAUGCAGAAACAGAAUCUGAAAACAUUGAUACAGGACCAGUCGAAGACAUCACUGGAUAGGUUUGCUGCGGACCUGUUGGAGUUCAGGAAGAAGUAUUCAAAGUACGAGGAGUACAUCCUACAUAAGUUGUCCACUGAGCUCAACAACACGUACGCCAGCAUAUCGAACUCCAAAUGGCUGCAGGGAGCCCAGUUCCUGUACCGCUACGUACAGAUCAGCAAGGAGCUACUGGGAGAGAAGAACCUCGUCCCGUGGAUGAACUGGGUCAACAUGCAGACCGACAUGAGGAGCCUUGUGGAAGGACUUACGCUUCCUCUCCCCGACCUCCCCGUCCUGACGAAGGACAGCCCCGACCUGACCAACAGGUUCACGCCUCAGCAGCAGCCCUUGAGGUCAGCACCCCUCUCCGUUCAGACCAUCAACAAGUGGGCAGUCCAACCCGAUAUGGCUCAAAACUCGGCCAACAGGACUAGAAACGGUCGCGAUGAUACCCAGAGGAAGGUGACGACAUUUGAUAUUGGCAGUUAUAAAAUAUUCGUGGUGUGUAUGGUCAUCAUAGACGUUCUAUGGCUGACCCAUCGCAUCGUGAAGGCGUGCGGGAUUGGCAAGCUGAUCCUCUAUGGCUACCCCGUCUAUAUGGACGUGCGGGACACAAAAGGCGAAAAGAAGGAAAACAAAACUCCGCUCAUGAAGACUGUAAGAGACCUCCUGACACGAGUUUUGGCGAAGAUGUUCAUACCCAAGCUGAUAGGAACGUUGUUUGUGUGUCUGAUGGUGUACUUUGUGACCAUUUGUGCGGACAAGUUUAUAAACAGGAACUCCUUCAAGCUCUUUGGCUACUACAACGAUAUGGAGGUCAUUAUGAAGAUCAACCAAGACGCCAUUAACGUCCGUAUCCGUUCUCACGCGGACCGGAUCAACCACAUGGAGUUUAAGAUGUACGAGGAGGCCAUGAACGUGAACGUCAAGAACCACCAGUACGUGCUGAACCUGAUACAGACGCAGUGGGGCGCCAUUGAGCGCGCGCACUCCCGGAUGUACUGCGAGUAUCUGCACAUGCUUAACGUGUCGGCGGUCUGCAAUGAGGUACUAGGAGACGACUCCCUGGCGGAAGUGAGGCCCGAUCGCUGCACGUUUCCGCCGGUCAUGCCGAACCUGUAUCAAAGGAAUGCAACGGAAGCAGCCCGGAUAGCCGGCGCUCAGUUGGACGGGUUUCUGUUCAAUAUUCGCAAGCUGGUUUUUGACACGUGCUACAUCAUCAUCAUAUACCUGUCUGGUAUCGUCAUCAAGGAGCUGCUGUGUGCAGUCCUCUGGAUUUAUGUCAAGAGGUCGGGCUUCAUGAGUUUGCGGAUAAUUUACGAGACGGACGAGGUGCCUGGAUCAUCGGAUACCUCCACCUUAAACAAGACAUGAACACAACGGUGUGCUUAAUGUUUAUAAUGUUAUGUAAUUAGGAUGACAUUGAUACAUAUUCAUCCGCCAUCGGUUUCAUAGACACAGCGUGGAAUUAUGCAGAGCUUUGAUGGCUAUGCAUGGAUAGUGUUUGCAAAGCAAGGAGCUUGGCAAAUAUUGUUUCAAUAUGACUACAAAGGUCUCUGUGUGAACGGAUCUAUUAAUAUUGUUUGUGAGACAUUAAACUAUCUUGCAGCAUAAUUUAAAAAUACACAGCGUUCUUUGGCGCUGAUUGCAUUAUUGAAAACGAAUAGCCUUGCAAUUUAAGGUACUUUAAAGUUUCCACAGUGAUACCAUAUUGGAACUUAACAGCGUGUGAAUUGCGGAAAAUGUACAAGUUUUCAGUGUUCAGCGCUUCAUGUGACAGAUGAAUACAAUAAACAUUUAUCUUCUGCUUUGAAGUGCUAUAAUUUUGACGAAAACGUGUUGCUAUUGUACAUAUAUGCACUUUUAUUACAUUAUGUGUUAUUACUGUUAUCGUUGUUAAAGUGUGAUAGCUAAACAUGCACUUUUAAUUUCUUGAAACUUAGAUUAAUAGCUCAUUUGUUAAAUGUCUUAAUUGGUUACAAGUACUGUUUUAUGUUAUGCUUCAUAGUAUGUUUAAGUUCUGAUGAGCUUUAUAGAGAAAUUAUUUGGGCAGUCCUUUUAGUUCAUAUUAUACUCCUUCUAGAACAAACUCAUUUGUCUAACGAUUUUCGUAUGCUGAUUGAUGUAUAAAAUAUAUUAUUCUUUUCAUAUUUAAGGAAUGAAAACUUCUGGUUUGAAAUCAUGCUGAUACAUCUUCAAAGUUGGCUUGAAUAUUGUGUUUUAUUAUUUAUUAUAUUUUGUUUCACCAGUUGAGUAAUAUUAUCUAAAUUACGUUUAUUUCCAUGAACAUAUAGCUCGAAGAACAUUUUGAUUUUUCAUUUCCAACUGUUUUUUAAGGUAUUCAGUCUAGUGCAAUUUUAUUUAUAAUAGAAGUUAAACGUUCUUAAAAUUUUUCAUCUUUGUGUCAAUAUGACGUAACAGAUUUUUUUGUAAUUUUAUUUGCAUAGCGUGCAUUUACUUUUUGCAUUACUAAUGGGUCGUAAAGUAUAUUAUGCGAUACAAGAAGUCACGUGGCCGACAUUGUUGGUCCUUUACUUAUAAUUUUAAAUUGUAUAGAAUUGUUAAUAUACACGUUAUGCAAAGGCAGUUGUCGUCAUAACUUUAUUUUUUUGAUCGCAUUAUGCGAAACUGGGUCUUAUAUCAUAUGCGGCCAGAGUAGACUUUGAUCAGGCUGCGAAUGGAUAAGACCCAUCUUCGCACGUCGCGGCACAAUUAAUUAGGGCACGACACUUUAACACCAAUUGUUUUUAUACUUUAGUCUAACAAUGGACUGUUCUUUAAUGGAUCUUUUUCAUGUAUUGGAAAUGUGUAAUUUUAACAAUCAUUUAUUCAUUUUACGUAAUAAUUUCAAAUGCCUGUUUUAUAAAAAAGGAAAUGUGUAAGUCACGUCGCACUUGCGUCAGAUAUACAACCUUUUAAAUUUUUGCUUCGUUUUAGUGUUUGUGUGAUCUCAGUAUCAUAAUUAUAUUCAUGUUCAUAACUCGUGAAGUGUUCAUAAUAAUGCUGAUAAACCAAUAGGGAUAUGAAAUAAUAAAAUACAGUCAUGUUUGAGUUA
Molecule: messenger RNA, 8937 nt
Organism: Dreissena polymorpha
Lineage: Eukaryota; Metazoa; Mollusca; Bivalvia; Myida; Dreissenidae
Exons: 34
Coding region: 789-7256 (2155 amino acids)
Molecular function (GO): protein binding; calcium ion binding
Source: RefSeq, a predicted model, not a curated record